Molecule: messenger RNA, 4287 nt
Organism: Monoraphidium neglectum
Lineage: Eukaryota; Viridiplantae; Chlorophyta; Chlorophyceae; Sphaeropleales; Selenastraceae
Exons: 8
Coding region: 1-4287 (1428 amino acids)
Cellular component (GO): 90S preribosome; small-subunit processome; nucleolus
Source: RefSeq, a predicted model, not a curated record
AUGAGCGACAGCGACGAUGAUAGGGGCCCGGCGCCCCCACAGCAGCGGAGGAAUCGCCAUAAGUUCCAGACGUUUGCACAACGCGUCAAUGAGGUGGAGGUCGACGUCUUCCGCCGUGCACAGCGCGUCCGCACGCAGCCGCUGGCCGGCAGCGACAGCUGGACGCACGAGGCGCUGCAGCAGUGGCGGGAGCUGUGCAGCGCGUCGGACUGGCUCGAUGCGGCGGCGGAGAUCAACCAGCUGGUGCAGACGAUGCCGCAGCUGGUGCACCACAAGGAUCAGGUCCUGUCCGCGCUCCUGUCGCGCCUGCGCCCCUCCGCGGCCCUCAGCCUGCCCGCGCUGCUGGACCUGAUAGCGGCGCUGGCGCGGGACCUCCAGGGAGACUUUGUGCCGCUGCUGCCGCGCGUCACCGCCGGGUAUGCCGUCCUGCUCUCUGCCGGCGGCGACCGCGACCCCGACACGCUGCAGGCCCUCUUCUCGUCCCUGGGGUCCAUCUACAAGGCAACUGCCCGGCAGCUGCUGCCCCGGCUGCCGGAGGUCCUGAAGCACACGGCCCCCAUCCGCUACAGCGAGGCCGACCACGUGCGCGCGCUCGCGGCGGAGACGCUCGGCUUCCUCUUCCGCCAGGCGUCCGACAAGCAGCUCAAGGCGGGCGCGCGCAGCUUGCUGGCGGAGCAAGCGGUGCGGCCGUGUGCCGAGCGCACGCACGGCGCGGGGCUUCUGCUGGCUGAGGCGGUGCUGGGCCCCAGCCACGGGCUGCACAGCCGCGCGCCGGCGGUGCUGCGGCUGCUGCUGCAGGAGGACGUGCUGAAGCCCUCGGAUUUCGGGAGCAAGCAGCGGCAGCAGCAGGAAGAGCAGCAGCAGCAGGAACAGCAGGAGCAGCAGCAGGAGCAGGAGGAACAGCAGCAGCAGGAGCGGGGGGAGGACGAACAACAGCAGCAGCACGUCGGAAAUGGUGGGCGGCAGGCUAACGGAGUCGAGCCGCGGCAAGACGGGGGCGAGCGGGCGCUCCAGCAAAACGGCGCCAAGAAGCGGGCACCAAAAGGCCUCUCGCAGGAGGCGCUCCGCGCGCGCGCCGCCGGCGUCGCGCACGUCGCGCUGCAGCGGCUGCUGGAGCACCUGCGCCGCGGCGCCUGCGCGCCGCUGUGGGACGCGCUGCUGUCGACCGCCAGCGAGCGCCUCGCGGCCGCGGACACCGCGGCGGCCGCCACCCAGGCCGGGGAUGAAGCGGGGCGUCAGGCGGCAGCGGCCGCGGCGGCCGCCGCAGAGGCGAGCGCGGCGCGCGCGGCGCUGCACCUUGCGCAGGCUGUGGCUUACUACCGGGGCAGCCGGGUGGAGGACUAUGGCCAGCUGUUUGCAGCCUGCAAGCGCCUGGUGCAGCGCUUGCAGAGCAGCAGCAGCGACAGCAGCAGUAAGGCUGCCGGCAGCGGCGCCGGCACUGCUGCACCCCUAAUUGCGGGCGGCCCCGCGGCGCCCCAGGCGCAGUGGCAGCUCGUGGACGCGGCUGCCGACGUCCCAGACGCGUCCGCGUAUGCUGGCGUCCGCCUCCCGGCAGCUUCCCUGCAGCUGCUGCUGGCGGUCGCCCACGGCCACCUGAAAGCGGUCGGCGCGAGCCAGGGCCCGGCCGCGCUCGCGCGCGCGGCGCCCGCGUGGGCGGCGGCGUUCUCUGGCGGCGCGUGCGGCGGCGAGGACGUCCUGCGGUUCGUGCGCGGCCUCGUGUUCCCGCCGGGCGGGGGCUCGGAAGUUGCGGAGGCGUUUGCGCAGCAGCUGCUGGGCGCCCUCGGCCGCCUCAUCCUCGCCGAGGGCGGCAGCGGCAGCGGCGGCGCAGCAAGCGUCGGCGCUGGGGGCGUGGCGGACCGCGCGCUGGGACUGCUGGUGGACGCGUGCGGCGUGCUGCGCCCCGGCGCGGCCGCGGGCCAGGGGCUGCCGCUGCUGCUCGCCGCGCGGCCCGGCGGUGCAGAGUUAGCGGCGCACGUGCGCCGCCUGGUGUCCGGCUGGCGGCCGGGCGGCGGCGGUGAUGGCGGCGGCGGCGCGCGCACCGAGCUGAUGCGCUGCUGGGCGGCCGUGCAGCUGCUGCCGCAUGCGUGUGACAAGGCGGCAGACGCGCUGCAGCUGUGCCAAGGCGUGGUGGCUCUGGUGGACGGAGCUUUGGUCGCACUUUUGCCAUCUGAGCAACAGCAGCAGCAGCAGCAGCAGCAGCAUCAGCAGCAGCAGCAGCAAGAGCAGCAGCAGCGGCAGGCAGAGGGGGACGGCGCGCAGCGGCUCAGCACCGGCCCCUCUGCUGCAGCGGAAGCAGCGGCGGGCGCAAGCGAGGUGGACGAUCUCAUCCAGCUGCGCGCGGCGGCGAGCGCCACCCUGGCCCGCAUCCUGCCGGACUGCGCGCUUGCUGCGCUGCCGGUUGCGGCUGCGGCGGCGCUGCGCCUGGCGGUGCGGCGGCCGCGCGACUUUGCAGCCGUGGACGCGGCGGCGCAGAUGCUCGAAUCCCUUAGGGAGCUGGUUGGGGCGCAGGAGGACGCAGCUGCCGGCGGCGGCAGCGGCGACAGCGCGGCGACUGCGCUCGAGCGCUUCGGUGGCGACGCCGCGGCGCUCGGCGCCGCGCGCCGCCAGCUGUCGGUUGCUGAGCUGGAGGCCGCCGCACGCGGCCUCGCGCCCGCCCUGUCCGAGCCGUCGCAGUCGCUGCGCGGCGCCGCGCUCCGCGCGCUCUGCGCGUUCGACCAGCCCGCCUACGCCGCCGGCGGCGCGCACGCAGGCUCCGCUGCAGAGGCGCGUGGGCAGGCGCCCGCGUUUGCGGGCGUGCGCUGCGAGGCGCUCGACGCGCUGCAGGACAUGCAUUGCCAGCGCGCGACGCUGGAGCGCGGCCGCAAGUGGGCCGUCGCGCUGGGGCGGGUGCAGAACCACAUUGAGUACGGUCGCAUGCCGGCGCCCAUCCUAGGGGCCGUGCUAGCUGGGCUGGUCGGCGUGUCCCACAUCCGCUUUCAGCCGCUGUGGCAGCCGGCCGCCGACGCGCUGGGUGCGGCCCUCGGGCCGCACCAGGCGGCGGCCUGGCCGCUGGCGCUGGGGCAGCUGCGGCGGACGCAGGCAGCGUUCCUAGCCGGCGGGCGGCCGCAGCGCCGUGCGGCCGCCGCAGCCGCCGCCGAGGAGGCGGCAGAUGCUGCCGGCGGCGCAGCAGGCGGCGGUUGGUUGCUUGCGGAGCGGUUUGAGCAGCAGCUGGCGCAGGGUUCUUCUGAGCGCGCGGGCGGCAGCACGAGCGACGGCGAGCGGCUGGGGUGGCUGCUGAAAGCCAUGGCCAAGGCGCCGUCCGAGGUUCUGGAGCGCGGCGGCAAGGAGUGGGUGCCUCUGUUCCUUGCUUAUGCGGCGGUUGGGCGGAAGCUGAGCGGGGACCACCCAGAUGACGAGGAUGGCGAGCAGCAGGAGGAGCAGGAGCAGAAAGAGCAGCAGCAGGGGGAGCAGCAGCAAGAGCAGCAGGCGGUGCAGCAGCAGCCGUCGCCGGCGGCGGGUUCCAAGCGCAAGCGCGGCGCUGACGCCGGCGCCGAUGCAGGCGGCAGCGGGGCCGGCGGCGGCAGCGCGGUGUAUGUCGGCGUGGGCGGCAAGGCGUGGCGGCAGCAGAUGCUGGAGUGGCUGGGGCUGCUGGCGGCCGUCAAGGGGGCUCGCAGCCUAUUCAGGGCGCCCGAGGUCCAGCAGGCAGCUGCCCAGCAGCUGCUCUCCCCCGAGCCGCCGCUCCAGGUCGCCGCCCUCAAGUGCCUGCGCCCCUUCCGGCUGCCGUACCUGCCCGGCCCGCUGCUGCAGCGGCUGCUGCGGCUGGCGGACAACGCCACGCUGAGGGAGGAGCUGGUGGCGCUGCCCAUGGCGCAGGGUGCUGAGGGCGGCAUCGCGGACGAGCACAGAGCAGGCUUUGUGCCGCUGCUGAUCAUGGUUCUGUUCCCGAAGACGCGCAAGCGCUCCGGCCGCCUCGGCGGCCGCGGCGCGCCCGGCAGCGCGCGCGCCGCCGUGCUCAACGCGCUCGCGGCGCUGCAGCCGCUGGAGCUGCGGCCGCUGCUGGAGCUCCUUCUAGAGCCCCUCGGCGGCUGCUUCUCAGACCCCGAUUUGGACUCAAACGCCGCCGCCGAUGGCGCGACGCCGCGCAGCAAGCGGCCGCGGUUUGAGGGGGCCGCGCAGGUGCCCGGCAGCUUCGCGGCCGCCGACGCGGACGGCCUCGACCGCUGCCGCCUCGCGCCGCCGCCGUGGUGGUCGGCGCGCAUGGGGGCCGAGGGGCUGUCGUGCCGCUGCUGCCGCCGCUGCUGGCGCUGA